Messenger RNA from Delphinapterus leucas (beluga whale), 2850 nucleotides. The record is from RefSeq and is a predicted model, not a curated record. Lineage: Eukaryota; Metazoa; Chordata; Mammalia; Artiodactyla; Monodontidae.
AUUAAAUUCUGUUCCUGAUUCUUGCAUAGGUCUUCAGGUGCAUAUGUGCAAGAGUUUAUUCCUAGGAGAGAAGAUAUAGAAUCAUAGGACUUGUGCAUCUUCAAGUUUAUUAGAAAAUCCAAGUGAUUUUCCAAAGUGGUUGCACCCAUUUAAAUUUCCUCCAGCGGUGUGUAAAUGUUAAAAUCAUCACCAAUACUUGCUACUUUUUCAGAAUUUUUAAUUUUUGCUUUUCUGGUGAAAAGCAUGAAAUACUAUUAUAAUUGUAGUCUUAAUUUGCAUUUUUCUUACUACUGCUAAGUUGAUAUUUGCAAGUUUAUUGGUAUAUUUUCUCUUUUGUAUAGUCUGUUUGAGCUUUGACAAUUUUUUUUUUAAUUUGUAGACUCUCUUUAUACAUUCUGAAUGUUAAACUUUAGUCAGUUGUGUAUGUUGCAAACAAAAAAAUUCUGUUCCUCAAUCUCUAAAUUGCUGGUAGACAAACUGAUGUGAUAAUCCCUUCCUAUCUGAGGGCUAGUUUGAUCUGUGCCAAGUGGUCUUUUAUGGGCUCUUUGGGGGCCCAAAGCUAAGUCCUUUCUUUGCCCUGUGAGGCAGGAGUAUCUCAUUCACAUCUCUGGGAUGAUUCUGGAGCAGCCAUGGAGCUAUGGUCGGCCACAGUGGCUGUUUCACCCUCCUUCUCUACCUUUUUCAAAUGCUCACAUCUUCUGAGCAACAGCCCCAGUAGGACAAAUGCAAAAGGCCCCUACAGCUAUGUGGGAUUUAGGGUUUUCAGGCACAGCAGAUUCUGUGCACCUUGUGACUUUCCUUCCCCUCCUAUUUCUCCGUCUCUGGUUCUCCGCCACCAGGCCAACAGAACUGAGAGUCGUGCUGGGAACGAAUAGCUUAAGCAGCCCAUCCCUGGAAAUAAAGGGGGUCACAAGCAUAAUUCUGCACAAGGACUUUCAAAAUCUCAACAUGGACAAUGAUAUCUCCCUGCUGCUGUUGGACACGCCCAUCACAUUCAGUGAACUGAAAGAACCCAUCUGCAUGCCCACAGAGCCCGGCCUCUCCAGGUGGCACAAAUGCUGGGUGGCAGGAUGGGGGCAGACCCAAACUGGUCUCAGACAGCCUAUGGAAACAGAGCUGUUGAAAGUGCCCAUGACCAUCGUGGAUCGGGAGAAGUGUCUAAAGGAAUUUCCAAGACUUACCAAAAAUAUGCUGUGUGCUGGAUACGAGAAUGAGACCUACGAUGCUUGCCAGGGUGACAGCGGGGGUCCUCUCGUCUGUACCACAGAAGCUGGCAAGAAGUGGUACCAGGUGGGCAUCAUCAGCUGGGGAAAGAGUUGUGGACAGAAGAACAUUCCAGGGAUAUACACCUUGUUAGAAAACUACCACUCCUGGAUCAAGAAGAUGUCACCCCCUCUUCCCGGCUGCCCGGGUGUCGGUGUCGCCGGCCUGGGCGCUCUGCCACGACCGCUGUGGGCGCAGAUGGAGCCCAUGAAGUGGACUGCUGGCCGCCACUCGAGGUCACCUGGUUUCCUAAGAAGCAGAUUCUCGGCAAUUUCUCACAGGAGGAGCAUUUGCAACUCAAAGCUCUGCUGGCAUCCUUUCCCCAUCCCUCCCCGCCCGAACACAGCUCGCUCGUUUGGAAAGUAACUGUGAAACCUUUUACCCCUCCUGUUGAAAAGCACCUUCUCACCCAUCCCUUUUGCCUGUAGAGGUAGCAGGGCAGAGAGGACCACUCCCACUGCUCAUAUGAGGAAGCCGAGGCUCAGAGAAGGGAAGGCGUUCACUCGGACUGAACAGUGCUAAGAAUGUGGAUGGGAGCAGGGGGGUGAUGCCGAAAGCUCAGCUUCUCUGUGUGCCAGUGCUGAAUCAAAUCUCGGAGACAGAGUUUUGGGUGAAGUAGAAAAGAAUAGCUUUAUUACUUUGCCAGGCAAAAGGGGACACAGUGGGCUCCUGCAUCGAAAAACUAUGUGUCCCCACCCAGGAGGAUGUGAUGAGAAGUUUUAUAACAGUACUUCAAGGGCGGGGUUGCUGACAAGAUGAGGGUGUGUGCAGGGUCUCAGCUGGUCCGUCUCCUAAUCUUGACAGGCUUCUCUGGUCCCUUUAAUCUCGCCUCAGGUGGUUCCUUGAUUAGCAACUGUUCGAAUCUGCCCUUUGGAACUCAGGGAAGGUCAUGGAGGCUGGAGUCUUGCUUACAAGAAACGGGGGACAAAAAGAGGCCUCCGUGCCCAGGCCCCACUCGGUUUCAGGGGUAGACACGUUGGAGCCCCCAGGGCACCCCAGGAGCCCAAGUGGCCUGGCCUCUAAUUCCACUGCUCCCUUGCUGCUGAAGUCUGGAAUGUCUCAGAUUCCCUGGCCUCCAGGCUCCCCGAGGAGCAGGCAGAAUACACACCAUGCAACCCUCCUUGUUAAUAAAGGCUGCCAUGUGCAUAAUGCUUCCUACACGUCAACCGCCCUUGUAAAUACUCUUAUAUGUAUUAAGAUCUUGUUGCUGAAAUCUCGGCUUCUGUACACCCAUGCCAAAUAGAAAUACGGAGACAGAAUUCAGGAGGAAAGCGAAAGAAUAGCUUUAUUUCUUUGCCAGGCAAAGAGGGAACACAGCAGGCUAGCACCUCCAAAAACUGCGCCCCCCUUGGAGAAGCUUUAUAGUAAUGGUUCAAAGAAGGUGUGAUCAGCUUAUGGACAUUUUUCUGAUUGGUUGGUGGUGAGGUAAUUGGGAGUUGGCAUCAUCAACCUUCUGCUUCCAACUGGUCUGGGUUCUACAUGCUUGUGGGAAGCACACCAUCUUUAACUGUUAACUUUUCCUACCUGGAGGGGGUAUCUGCAAAACAGCUCAAAGAUACUGUGUCCCUUGAUGGGGAACCAGGACCC